AUGAAGGAAACCGCAAAAUCUUAUCUUGGAAACACAAAUUCUAUGGUUGUAGUAUUUGUUCCAGCUUACUUCAACGAUGCUCAAAGGAAAGCUACAAAAGAUGCUAGUAGAAUUGCAGGUCUUGAUGUGCAAAGAAUCAUCAAUGCGCCCAGUGUUGCUCCACUUUCAUAUGGGACGAACAACAAGGAGGGUCUCAUUGUUGUUUUUAACAUUGAUUAUGGAAUAUUUGAUGUUUCCAUCUUAGAAAUUUCUAAUGGUGUUUUUGAGAGACCUGUGCUUGCAAUUCCUGCAACUUUUGCAACACUUCUUCAUUGGCCAGUGGAAUUGCAGAUAAGGGUAGGAUCAAUACUGAAGAAGGUUCAUAUUUUGAAGGCAGGGUGUUCGAAGAGAGUGAAAAGUAAAGGGAUAUAUAAGGCUUAUAUGCCUGGGAGAAGUGGAAGCAAUGAUGUGGGAUUGAAGAGUUUGUUGUAUUACUAUGAUGAGACUUGUCAACCUUAUAUAUGGAUUCAUGAUGUAGGGGGUGGUUCUUUGAGGAUGGUGAAACAACAGUAUGUGAGUCUUGAGGAUUUGAGGGAGUGUUGUGAGAUUAGGAUCUUGAGGGAUCAACAUAAGGGUUGCAUUUCGGUUUGUAAGAGAACUAGACCUGAUUUAUGCUGA
Molecule: messenger RNA, 657 nt
Organism: Vicia faba (fava bean)
Lineage: Eukaryota; Viridiplantae; Streptophyta; Magnoliopsida; Fabales; Fabaceae
Source: the annotation of a GenBank genome assembly